Molecule: messenger RNA, 4443 nt
Organism: Aedes aegypti (yellow fever mosquito)
Lineage: Eukaryota; Metazoa; Arthropoda; Insecta; Diptera; Culicidae
Gene: Amph
Product: amphiphysin
Exons: 10
Coding region: 733-2631 (632 amino acids)
Cellular component (GO): cytoplasm; plasma membrane
Molecular function (GO): protein binding; phospholipid binding
Source: RefSeq, a predicted model, not a curated record
GGAUUCCGCACUUCGCCAUCAGUCGUCAGUCAGUGAUCGCCGUCGCGAGUUGUUGGUGUCGAACAAAAUAACAGAACGGAACGAAAGUGGUACCGUUUUUCAAUCCGCGAAUCGUCAUCGGUGUUUUGUGUUUUUUUCUCCCUGCCUUUGCACUGCUGCGCGAACAAAAAAAUCUUUGCCUUUUUCACCCCAACACAAUAUAUUUUGACAGCUACUAAAGUCGCUCGAGAGCCGUCUGUCUCUUCGAUUUUCGAAGGAAAAGCAAAACAACAGCGGAGGAAAUUAUUUCGCUUUGGUGUGUUGGAGUUUUUCGCGAGGGAAAACGCGUCAGUGAGGAUUGCGUGUGUGACCCAAGACCAAGAAGAGGACCAGCCAUUAGGAGCGGGAUUUUUUCGGAAUUAUAUAUUUUACUGAAGCGACUCAAGACGAGCUGCUAAGUGUGUGUAGUCUUUUCCUUUGCGCCUCUUCUAGUGGUGCGCUGCGGUUUAGUGAAUUUGGCAGUCUUACGGUUUUCGGGGUGAAAGUGUUCCUGUGGCCUCUCUCCGAAUGCUGGCUGGCUUGUUCGGUGCAAUUUCCGUGACGGGAGUGUGAAGUUUUGUGCGACGGUUUCGGAAGGUUCAGUAACAGAAAACCCGGAUCCCGGUGGUGUUCCAAGUGCGGUGUAGUGUGUACAUCGGAAGUGUCUCCAGGAAUUCGUCCAGCAUAAUCUCCCAACUGCAGCGGAUUCGCACGAUGGCGGAAAACAAAGGAAUGUUACUGGCCAAGUCGGUUCAGAAGCACGCCGGAAGGGCUAAGGAAAAGCUCUUACAAAAUCUCGGCAAAGUGGACCGAACCGCAGACGAAAUAUUCGACGAGCACCUGAACAACUUCACCAGACAGCAGAACAGUGCCACCAGACUGCAGAAAGAGUUCAACAACUACAUCCGAUGUGUGCGAGCCGUCCAAACCGCGUCCAAGAGCCUUAUGGAAGCCAUCAACGAAGUAUACGAAGGCCAGUGGACCGGAUCGGAAGCCCUGUACGCUCAGACCAACACCGUCGAGGUGCUAUUCCAGGAUUUCUCGCACAAACUCGGUGACCAAGUGCUGAUACCACUCAACACCUACACUUCCCAGUUUCCAGAGAUGAGGAAAAAGAUCGACAAACGAGGUCGCAAACUGGUGGACUACGACAGCCAGAGGCACUCCUUCCAGAGCCUGCAAGCCAAUGCUGCCAAGCGCAAGGAUGAUGUUAAGGUCACAAAGGGCCGAGAACAGCUGGAGGAAGCGAAACGCACCUACGAGGUGCUAAACAGCGAACUGCACGACGAACUGCCAGCCCUGUUCGACUCGAGAAUACUGUUCCUGGUGACGAACUUGCAAACCCUGUUCGCCUCCGAGCAGCAGUUCCACAGCGAAACGGCCAAAGUGUACGCCGAACUGGAAGCGAUCGUCGACAAGCUGGCCACCGAGUCGCAGCGGGGCUCGUACACGCUCAAGAAGAUCACCGCUAACUCCACUCCGUCCAGCCCACCACAGUCCCCAGUGAAAGCGAACUUGUCGAUUGUAAAUAACAUCACCAACGGAUCUGCCAAUGCCAACGGACCCACAUCCACUUCGCCAUCAAUCUCGCCAAGUCCAGAGCAGCAUCACAGCCUGGAAGAUACGGAACCAUCCUAUCAGAACACGGAAGUCGUGAAAUCUACCAGUGCUGCUUUGCGAUCAUCUACCACAACACCCACCACCAUUGCUAACAACAGCAACAAUACUGAUACUACAUCGCAGCAAGCCACAGCGGUUGCUAAAACGCCUGAGCCGCCUACUACUACUACUACCACCACCACAACCAAGAGCGAUGAAAAAGUAACCACAAAUGGUACGGAUCAUAACCACCAUGAUCUCCAUCCAAGCAGCCAAACGCAAAAUAACACGCCCGACGCUGCCGCAGCCGAUUCCACAAGUUCUAGUCCUGUCCCACCGGCAUCGCCACCGCCUGCUGUUGACCCUCAGCCUAAAUCGCCGCCAUCACCAUCACCCACAACAACGCCUACUACUGCUGGCGCUGCCGUUUCGCAAUCAAGUAAUACUAAUAAUCACCACCUCCAGCAUCAUUCAGUAAUCCCAUCAUCUCACCACCCACACAUCCACCAUAAUCAACUAAAUUCCAUCGCCGGCAUUCAUCAUCCUUCGAACGCGAUCGGUCCUUCGUCCCUUCCUUCGAACUGCUCAACGGAACUUCAGCGGCCCCCCGUUGACGCCCAACAUAUCUACAGCAAUGUCCCUAACAACAAUACCACCAGCAUCGACAGUAGCCAUAACCAGAUGAAUAGCAUUAACAAUAACGUUAACAGCCAUUGUUCCAUGAUCGGUACUAGCAUUACUCACACCAACAAUAAUAGCAAACUGGAAGAGCUCUAUGAUAUCCCAGUGGGCGCCACAACUACCGAUCUGCCACCGGGUGUCUUGUAUCGAGUGAAGGCCACGUACAAGUAUGUUCGAGAGGACGUUGAUGAGCUCAGCUUUGAGGUCGGCGAUACGAUCAAUGUGAUCGAGUACGAGGACCCAGAAGAUCAGGAGGAAGGCUGGCUGAUGGGCAUCAAAGAGGGCACAAACGAUAAGGGUAUGUUCCCCGCGAACUUCACUCGGCCGCUCUAAAGGGGAGGGGUUCAGCAGCAGCAACAGCACGAUCAGCACAUACACAAAAACACUACUGGAUGCCACUGGAACAAACCACCCUGCAAUUCCAUUGAUUUUAACAACAACGCCUCUGAACACAGCAGACACGGAAAAUGCAGAAAACAAAGUUUAAAGUUUAUCAACUACGACUACAGAACAACCGCUUAAAAUUAGGAUUAAAACAAACAGAAGUAAGCAAAACACUCGAAAAUCGAAAGCUAACAUUUAAGAACAAAACUAAUUUGAAAGUGCAGCAGAAAAUAAUGAAAAGAGUUUUAUGACGUACGGUGAGGAAAAAAAAAACAUUGGAACGUGCCUUUAGAAAAAUGUAAUUUAUAAAUUGUAUAAUGUGACCAGACCAGAAAACAACUCCAGAGAAAAUGAGUGAUCAAGUCGGAAAAUAUUACGUUGUUUUCCCGUUUUAGCAAUUAGUUUUUAUGAUUGUCUACACCGUCCGCCUUUCAACACUGAGUUGCUGACAGCAUAUCUGUACUAAGUCCUUGUACUAUUGCUACUAAACGUCUUCCCAUUUUAAUAGAAUAAUAUCAAUACCCAGAAAAUUCUACAAUCUGUUCAAAAGUGUCUUUCUGUUUUUCAAUUAUUUUAUCCGUUUGAGUAUUGUGAAAUUAAAUGCUGUCAGCACGCAAAACUUUUUGUCACUAAAGAAAUCAAUUGUAAAUAAUUCACGUUUGUACUGCUACUGCCUGUUCAGAAAAUUUGUAUCAACUUUAAUCGGAGCGCAAUAAAGUCUAAAAUUUGGUUGAACGAUUCGAGCAGCCAAAAUUUUACAACUGAACCUCCCAAAAAUUGCCAAUCCCGUAUUAAGUAUAUUGUUUCUUUGUAAUUAAUAGAUGUGCAAAACGUAAGUAUCUUGAUUGUAUAAAACAAAAACUUCGUUUUCACCCACGUUUUUUUUUAUUUAUCUGUGUUUUACUAUUUCACAGCACUAUCUUUUCGUGUGAGAGUCAAGCUAUAGACAGGAUUCUAGAAGGUAGCUUAUUGAAUCGAUACAUAUUUCAACGGUUCAUGAAACAAUUCGCAACAUUAAAUCAUAUUCAAAGAAAUAAGUUUUAGUCAUAGCAAAGCGAUUCAUGCAUUUUUACAAAAGAUUGUUAAUUAUCCCAAUGAAAAAAAAAACACACUGAUUGUAGCUUUAUAUCCGUGCGCAAUAGGCCAUACCCAUAGUAACUCUUCCAGUCUCGAAUAGAUUUGUUCAUUCAUCUUCCCCAGUCACCGUACUAUUCUAUUUUUCCAUACCAAUUAUUUCUAGCUGCUUCUAAGAACAACAACCCUAUCACUGGUCAUUUACUAUCACUAUUAACUAUUUUCCACCCAUCAUUGUUUUUAUUAUAUUUGAAAGUUUUAUCUUAUUUAACAAAUUAUUAAAUUAAUUCAUAACUUAGUUGAUUAGUGUUAACAAAACAGAAAUGAAGAAACUGCAAUAAUCGGUUGGAACUAUUGUAGUCAUAAAUGCACACAUACAACACACCCACAAAAAAACACAUGUAAAAAACGAAACGCAACCCGAUUUGAACGUUUUUGAAGGAAAAAGCGAAAUUCGAAAUAUUAUUGAUGAAGAAGAAAGAGAAAAAAAUAACUCGAAAAUAAAUUUAAAAAUUAGCAAACAUCUAUUGAGAUAAGUGAAACAACUGAUCGGAUAAAAAAUGAAAAUAUAUAAAAAUAAAGAGGACGAUUUAAUAUAUGUAUUUCAAGUAAAAUGAAUAAUACAAUAAUAUGAUAAGGAUAAAGAGGAUCUAAAAGAGAUGGAUGAAACUUGUGUACAAUUUAAAA